AUGUCUGAAAAUGAAUGAGUAUGUAACUAUUGAAUAGUUAACAAAUUCUUCAACCAAGGGAAAUAUUUAAAUAGACAUACAAAUCAUACUGACUAGUUGACUCAUGUAGUUUGUUACUUGGUCCUGAUAAGUGUUCCUCAUAAUUCGAUAGUGAUAAUUAAAAAAUGUUAAACAUCAAUAAACAGCUCCCUUUUAAAUGUCCAGUAUGUUCAAUUAUCUUCUCAUCUCAGUGGAAAAUGAGGACACAUAUAUUAGAGCAUACGGGUGAGCGGCCCUUUAAAUGUUUGAUAUGUGAGCAAACCUUUGUACAACUAAAACUAGUAAAGAGUCAUUUGAUGAAACACUCUGAGGAGAGCCCUUACAAGUGCUCUACAUGCGGAAAAUCUUUCACAACCAACAAUAAUAUGAAGAGACAUUUAUUGGUUCAUACUGGAGAGCGACCUUAUAAGUGCAGUACAUGCGGAAAAUAUUUCAAAACCAAAAAUGAAAUGAAAAGACAUUUAUUGGUUCAUACUGAAAAGCGACCUUAUAAAUGCAGUACAUGCGGAAAAUCUUUCAAAACCCAAAUUGCUAUGAAAAAACAUUCAUUGGUUCAUACUGGAGAGCGACCUUAUAAGUGCAAUACAUGCGGAAAAUCUUUCACAACCCAAAAUGUUAUGAAAAGGCAUACAUUGGUUCAUACUGGAGAGCAACCUUAUAAGUGCAGUACAUGUGGAAAAUCCUUCACAACCAAUAGCAAAAUGAAGGAACAUGCAUUAGUUCAUAGUGGAGAGCGACCUUAUAAGUGCAGUACAUGCGGAAAAUCUUUUACAACCAAUAGCAAAAUGAAGCAACAUGCAAUAGUUCAUACCAUAGAGCGACCUUAUAAGUGCAGUACAUGUGGAAAAUCCUUCAAAACCAAUGGCAAAAUAAAGGAACAUGCAUUAGUUCAUAGUGGAGAGCGACCUUAUAAGUGCAGUACAUGUGGAAAAUCUUUUACAACCAAUAGCAAAAUGAAGGAACAUGCAUUAGUUCAUAGUGGAGAGCGACCUUAUAAGUGCAGUACAUGCGGAAAAUCUUUCACAAACAAAAUUUAUAUGAAGAAACAUACAUAUGUUCAUACUGGAGAGCGACCUUAUAAGUGCAGUACAUGCGGAAAAUCUUUCACAGACAUAAAUGUUAUGAAAAGUCAUACAUUAGUUCAUACUGGAGAGCGACCUUAUAGUAAUCAUUAA
Molecule: messenger RNA, 1214 nt
Organism: Macrosteles quadrilineatus (aster leafhopper)
Lineage: Eukaryota; Metazoa; Arthropoda; Insecta; Hemiptera; Cicadellidae
Product: zinc finger protein 708-like
Exons: 2
Coding region: 165-1214 (349 amino acids)
Biological process (GO): regulation of DNA-templated transcription
Molecular function (GO): RNA polymerase II cis-regulatory region sequence-specific DNA binding; DNA-binding transcription factor activity, RNA polymerase II-specific
Source: RefSeq, a predicted model, not a curated record